UUUCAGCGGACACUCUCCAAGAAGUGCAGUUGCCGAUCAUCUCAACAGCUGAGUGCCGCAAGCGGACCCUCUUCCUGCCACUGUAUCGAGUCACUGACAAUAUGUUUUGUGCAGGGUUUGAUCGUGGUGGUCGCGAUGCAUGCCUGGGUGACUCUGGUGGGCCUCUCAUGUGCCAGGAGAAAGAUGGACACUGGUCACUGUAUGGGGUGACCAGUAAUGGCUAUGGCUGUGCACGAGCAAACAGACCUGGUGUGUACACCAAAGUGUCCAAUUAUGUUCCUUGGCUUCAAGCAACAAUGAUGCAGCAGGUAUCAUCACUACGAGACAGCAAGACACAAUGCAAGGGGCACCGAUGCCCACUGGGAGAAUGUCUGCCUCCCACCAGGAUGUGUAACGGGUUCAUGGAGUGCAGUGAUGGAAGUGAUGAGAAGGGCUGCUGGUGACACACACACCAUAAAGUUUCCUUUCUUCAUUAUUUGCCUGUAUGUUUCAUCACACAACUUAUCGAUAUUUAAAACCCUCAUGGUCAAGUUUCUUACACCAGAUUAGACUUCUGCAGUUCUACCAAUAAAGAUAUUGAAUUGGCAGUUUAGAACAUUGCCAUAAAGUUCCAGUAAAUACUAACACAACUGUCUCUCCAGUAUGUUCCACAGAGAUAUGAGGAGUUUUUGGCCAUUAGCCAUGUGAACUACAACACGAGACACACAGACACUACCCAACCCAAAAGGGCACCUGAUUAAAAAUGUGAAAAUAUUAAAGAAUGAGUUAUAUACUGCAAUAUGCAAAUUGCUGGAGAAUUUUGGAUUGAAUAGCACAUUUCCAAAUACAGACAUUAGGUUAAUGGUCAUGACCCAAAUCAGAUUAAUUAGAGUCCUCAGUAGGGCCAAGAAGGAACACUAACAGACUGUUUUCCUUUUAAAUACAGAAAGGUCCCUGAACACCUGAGCUUGAGGACUAGAAGGUCAUGUUGACAGUUAAAUAAAUGUUGUUUCAGAGAAAGGUUGGAACGAUCUAUUGAAACGUGACUUUUGUUAUACUAAGAAAGCUUUAUUCACUAACAAUACACAGAUGUGGUGGCAGUGUGGAGCAAGGGUGCAUUUUUCUAAAUGCAUAUAUAAAUCAUAAGAUGUAUAAAAAUGAUGCAAGACAAAGCAUUUACGGAUGGGAGAGAACAGAUAAAUCUUACAUACAAGGGAGAGAAGGAACAAUACUGUCAGAUAUGGAGUAUCAUUCCAUAUUGUACAGUUACUUACUCUGACAUUUACGUCUCAGCAACUGAGAUGUAGCCAGAAUCUCUGGCAACUUGCUAAUUUGCAAAGCACAAUUUUUCAUCCUGACUAAUCUUUUUAAAAUGUGUAAUUGCAGUACUUGAACAAUAUUAAAUUUAACUGCUUAGGAUCUGCACCACAGACAUCACCUUCCAACACAAGACCAACAUGCUAUUCAAAAUGGACUGUAGGGAUGCUUGAUGCUUUGAAAGAAAAUUCCUAUCUGUUCACACAUAGCAACAGAAGGCAGCAGGUGACCAUAUACACAGAAUGUUUGGUGCAGUUUUGGACCAUCACAGUCCUAAUCUGCAGAGAUAACUUUAUUUGAAAGCACAGAUGACCUGCAAGUUUGGGCUCUUUUAGAUUUGUUCCAGAAACUUCAACCACAAUUUCUAACUCUCACCAUACACAUGGACUUAGAACAAGUCAGAACUGUGGUGGCUUCUAAUAGUGAAGUAUUUUUUUGAUAUGCAUGACUAUAUUUCCCCUUUUCAUAUAAUGGACUUUUAAUCCAUUUGGAAGAGCACAGAGACGUUCAACCAUCAAGGAAACCUGGGAGCAGCGCACAGUGGACAUAACAUUUCUCACAUAUUGCUCCUGUAACUGCUGAUAGCACAGAAUGAGUCACUGUCGCAAUAAUAGUCAGUCUUUGUUAGAGGUGUCGGAUAGGCAGUCGACAUUUAUACUGAAAUGAAGUUCACUAUUGAACAGUGUGUUUAUUGUUGAAACUUUUGCAAGGAAAAACUUACAGAAAAUGUAUCCGUAAGUUUCAUAGUAAAUAUACUGACCCAUCAGUUCGUAUAAAGUUGCAGGUAUCCAAGCUUGUGAAAAAGUGGCAUGUUAUUUCAUUCUGCAGAGCUUCAGUGCUGCAAGGAUU
Molecule: messenger RNA, 2145 nt
Organism: Cryptotermes secundus
Lineage: Eukaryota; Metazoa; Arthropoda; Insecta; Blattodea; Kalotermitidae
Product: serine protease 33-like
Exons: 2
Coding region: 102-443 (113 amino acids)
Biological process (GO): proteolysis
Molecular function (GO): serine-type endopeptidase activity; protein binding
Source: RefSeq, a predicted model, not a curated record